Molecule: messenger RNA, 1401 nt
Organism: Alternaria incomplexa
Lineage: Eukaryota; Fungi; Ascomycota; Dothideomycetes; Pleosporales; Pleosporaceae
Gene: GDI1
Product: Rab GDP dissociation inhibitor alpha
Exons: 8
Coding region: 1-1401 (466 amino acids)
Biological process (GO): small GTPase-mediated signal transduction; vesicle-mediated transport; protein transport
Cellular component (GO): cytoplasm
Molecular function (GO): Rab GDP-dissociation inhibitor activity
Source: RefSeq, a predicted model, not a curated record
AUGGACGAGAUUGCCCCCGAAUACGACGUAGUGGUCCUGGGAACAGGUCUCACGGAAUGUGUACUUUCAGGAGUCCUUAGUGUCAAGGGCAAGAAGGUGCUCCACAUCGACCGCAACGACCACUACGGCGGUGAGGCAGCAUCGCUGAACAUCGAAGCACUCUUCAAGCGAUACGGCCAGACCGAGGGCGAGCCAUGGAAGAAGUACGGCCGCGUCAACGACUGGAACAUCGACCUCGUCCCCAAGCUGCUCAUGUCCAACGGUGAACUCACCAACAUUCUCGUUUCCACCGACGUCACCAAAUACCUCGAGUUCAAGCAGAUCGCCGGCAGCUACGUACAACAGGGCAACGGCGCCAAGGCAACCGUCGCAAAGGUCCCCUCAGAUGCCGGCGAGGCGCUGCGAUCACCUCUCAUGGGUCUCUUCGAGAAGCGUCGCGCGAGGAACUUCCUCGAGUGGGUUGGCGCUUACAACGCGGAUGACCCAGCGUCACACAAGGGCAUCGAUAUCCAGAACUGCACCAUGAAGGACGUAUACGACAAGUUCGGCCUUGAGGCUACCACUCGCGAUUUCAUCGGUCACUCCAUGGCCUUGUACCCCACCGACGACUACAUCACACAGAAGGGGCAAGCAAAUGAAGCCGUCCAGCGCAUCAGGCUCUACGUCAACUCCAUGGCACGCUACGGAAAAUCGCCUUACAUCUACCCGCUCUACGGUUUGGGAGAGCUUCCUCAGGGUUUCGCUCGUCUCUCCGCUAUCUACGGUGGUACCUACAUGCUGAACACCGACGUCGACGAGUUCCUCUACGAAGGCGACAAGGUUGUGGGUAUCAAGGCCACCAUGAAGGAGAAGGACGACGCUGGCGAGGGCAUGAAGUUUGAGACCAAGGCAGGAAAGAUCCUCGCCGACCCCUCAUACUUCCCCGGCAAGGCGCGUGUUACUGGACAUUUGCUCAAGGCCAUUUGCAUUCUGAACCACCCCAUCCCCAACACAGCCGAUGCCGACUCACUGCAACUGAUCAUUCCUCAGUCUCAGGUCGGACGCAAGCACGACAUCUACAUCGCUGUCGUCUCGUCUGCACACAACGUCUGCCCCAAGGGCUACUACAUCGCCAUUGUCUCCACCAUCGCUGAGGGCGACAGCAACCACCACCUUGAGCUCCAGCCCGGUCUUGACCGUCUCGGAAAGAUCGAGGAGAAGUUCAUGGGCCCAGCUAUCCCACUCUACGAGCCAAUUGAGAGCGGUGCCAAGGACAACAUCUUCAUGUCGAAGAGCUACGACGCCACCAGCCACUUUGAGACAACGACUGAUGACAUCAAGGACAUUUACCAGCGGGCCGAGGGCCACGAGCUGGUUGUCGAGGGUCUGAGAGAGGGCGCGAACUUCAAUGUUGAGGAAUAG